CAGCGGCGGCCAUUUUGUGCCGGGAGCCCGGAGAAGGAAGACGCUUGGUGUCCGUGCCCCACGGGCCCCGCUGCGCCCCGAGCCGCCCGCGGCCCUCGCCAGUCGGUUCCGGCAGUGUCAUUCUCUUGCUGCGAAGCCGCUCUUCCCCUCUCGGGAAGCCAGGCGGCUGCCGCCCCGCCGCCGGCAUACAGCAGCCGUCGCCGCCCGCCGCGCCGCCCUCCCCUCGCGCGCUCAGCCCCGCUCCCCCUGGCACCAUGGACUCCAUGCGCAGCUUCGGGGACCGCGGCCGCGACCGUGACCGCGGAGGGUUUCUUUCUCCAAAGAAAUUUGGUAAUCCAGGAGAGCGUCUCCGUAAAAAGAAGUGGGACCUCAAUGAGUUGCCCAAGUUUGAGAAGAACUUUUAUGUGGAACAUCCAGAAGUGGCAAGGCUCACUGCAUUUGAGGUUGAAGAGCUGCGAAGGAAGAAGGAGAUUACAAUUAGGGGGGCAGAAGCCUGCCCCAAGCCUGUGUUUGCCUUCCACCAGUGUAACUUUCCACAGUAUGUAAUGGAUGUCUUGAUUGAUCAGAACUUUUCAGAACCUACCCCGAUUCAAUGCCAGGGUUUCCCACUGGCCCUCAGUGGUCGUGACAUGGUGGGCAUUGCUCAGACAGGCUCUGGGAAGACAUUGGCGUAUUUGUUACCUGCAAUUGUUCAUAUCAACCACCAGCCCUAUUUGGAGAGGGGAGAUGGUCCAAUUUGUUUAGUUCUAGCUCCUACACGAGAGCUGGCACAACAAGUGCAGCAGGUAGCUGAUGAUUAUGGCAAAUGCUCAAGACUGAAGAGUACUUGUGUAUAUGGAGGAGCACCCAAAGGUCCCCAGAUCAGAGACCUGGAGAGAGGUGUUGAGAUCUGCAUUGCCACACCUGGCCGCUUGAUUGACUUCCUUGAAGCUGGAAAAACCAACCUUCGUCGAUGUACCUAUCUAGUGUUAGAUGAAGCAGACAGAAUGUUGGACAUGGGCUUUGAACCUCAGAUUCGUAAAAUUGUUGACCAAAUAAGGCCUGACAGGCAGACUCUGAUGUGGAGUGCCACCUGGCCAAAGGAAGUGCGUCAGCUUGCUGAAGAUUUUCUGCGUGAAUAUGUGCAGAUAAAUGUGGGCAAUCUGGAACUGAGUGCCAACCACAACAUCCUGCAGAUAGUGGAUGUAUGCAUGGAGAGUGAAAAGGACCACAAACUAAUACAAUUGAUGGAAGAAAUUAUGGCAGAGAAAGAAAACAAGACUAUAAUCUUUGUGGAGACCAAGAGAAGAUGUGAUGACCUUACUCGGAGAAUGCGUAGAGAUGGUUGGCCAGCUAUGUGUAUCCAUGGAGACAAGAGUCAGCCAGAAAGAGAUUGGGUGCUUAAUGAAUUCCGUUCUGGAAAGGCUCCCAUCCUCAUUGCUACAGACGUUGCAUCCCGUGGUCUAGAUGUGGAAGACGUAAAGUUUGUGAUAAACUACGACUAUCCAAACAGCUCUGAGGAUUAUGUGCACCGAAUUGGCCGUACUGCCCGUAGCACCAACAAGGGUACUGCCUACACGUUCUUCACACCAGGGAACCUGAAACAAGCCAGGGAGCUGAUCAAAGUGUUGGAGGAAGCUAACCAGGCCAUCAAUCCAAAACUGAUGCAGCUUGUGGACCACAGAGGAGGAGGUGGUGGUGGAGGAGGUCGGUCUCGUUACCGUACCACCAGUUCCUCCAACAACCCUAAUCUGAUGUACCAGGAGGAGUGUGACCGGAGGCUCCGGGGAGUAAAAGAAGGCCGGAGAGACUCUGGCAGCUUCAGAGACCGUGAACGUAGUGACAGUUACACCAAUGGAGCAAACAAGACCUAUGGUAGUGCCUAUGGAAGCCCAAAUUCUGCAUUUGGGGCAGCCCAGAGCCAAUAUGGCUACACUCAAGGGAGCUAUGGAGCAGCUGCUGCCGCCUAUGGCACAAGUGGUUAUGGCACUGCAGAAUACAGUGCUGCUAGUGGCUAUAGUGCCACCACUACAGCUGCUGCUGCUGCUGUUGCUGCUGCUGCCGGGAGAACCUCACAAAGCUCGACUCAACAGCAGUAUGCAGGGAUAGGUCGGUCAGGCCAGCAGCCACAGCCUCUCAUGUCGCAACAGUUUCCUCAGCCUCCAGGCACUAACAUGAUAGGCUACAUGGGACAGACUGCCACCUAUCAGUAUCCGCCACCUCCCCCACCCCCUCCUCCUACACGCAAAUGAGACUGCUCACUGCAGGUGACCAGUGUAAACUUCUUACAUUUAAAGGAACCUUUUCUUUCUUUCUUUUUUUCUUUCUCCCAUUGUGGUGUUUAUCCCAUGCAGGUUAGAUUUAGAAUUCACCAUCCACAAUCCUCCUGCCCACCAAAACAUGACCCCUGGUCCACAUGACUGAUCUUGCUGUUGUCCUUUUUUUUUCUUUUCUUUUCUCUUUUUUUAAUCUAUAUACAGUUGACUGGAAAAUUGACUUAUUUUAUUUUUAUUUUUAUUUUAUUUUAUUUUUUUGUCUUGCAUGUUGAAGAAAUUGAGACAGUUUUUUCUUUUCAAUUUUUUCACCCCUCUGAAGAAUAUGGGUAGAAGGCCAGAUAAGUCCCAGCCCAAUCUUCUUGGUGUCUGAGGCUUGUGUAUGAAAACACACUCUAACUGGGAGGAAGCCUCUGUGCUAUUAUGUGCUCAUUUUAUUUCAGGAGGUAUCAAGAGGUGGAGAAUUUUUGGGGAGCUAAAAGCACUACCUUUAAUGUAAAUUCAAGGAAACAGUGCUCUUUCCCUCCCCUUGGGAGGGUUUCACCUUUUCAUUUUUAAAACAGCUGAAUUAUGAUGCUUUUAGCCUGGUUUGGGUAGAUUUCUGCAGGAAGACUCUGCUUGUUUGGCUCAGCUUGGAGGCAUUCUGAAUUGCUCUGUGGGUUAAGUGUGAACUCCCAUGUUCUGAUUCGUGUUUCUGUAGUGCCUGAAGUAGCUUCACUGAUACUGGCAGCAUGUGGUAGGGUCUGGGGAGUAAAGUCCCAAGUGUCAGAAACCAAAAACUCAUUGAAGAAGUUCUUAUGUUGAUUUACAUUGCAGGGAUUAAAUUGGUUAUAGACCUCUUAAAUCAGGCUCUGCCCCCAUAUUCCUGUUGGUGGGUUAACUGAAGAAAGAGCUCAGCAGAUGACAGAAAUACUGAUAAGAAUUAAGAUGAUCAUCCUGUCUUGCCUGUAUGUCCCAAGACACCUCUGGCCAUGGCGCAGGUUCAGAGUGCUGCUGUGCUGAAUGACAUGUUGUUUUCUCACUUAAAGCUCAAGGGAGAUAGGGGUGGGCACUGGCUGGAAUAUCCCCUUGUAAUAUGGGGAGAGCUGGUUAGGAUGUUUUGAUUCUGAAGCUACAUUUCCUUCAUUAUUGGUCUGAUCAGUGCUUUUCUUGGCUUUUGAGUGCAUUUCCCCAGUCCAGCAGAACCUUUGAGCUCAGCUCUUGCAGGUAGGUAGCAUUAUAGAAAAUGGUAGAGAAGAGUGGAACUUUUAUAAAUAUUUUAAUUCAAUCCUGUUUUAUUCUACAGGCUAAAGGUAGGUUUGAGGGUUUUCCCUUUAGUAGCAAAGUGUCGUCGACUGUGUAACUUCCAUUAGCAGACAGUUGAGGGAUAGUAGAUCGUAAGAGUUGGCUGCUCUUGUGUUUGAAUAACAUUGUGGAACAUCAGAUUCAUGUCCUGAUUUGCAGGGCAUACAAGAGUUAGUGCAUGUUUUUCUUGUUUGGAAUUGUUCAGGAUGGACAAACAAAGGCAGACCAACCCACUUGUGGCAGAGUGGAAUUUGUAUAGUCCAGAGAAAGAGCUUGCUUAUAAAGAAAACCUUUUCUUAGUUCUUCCCCUUGCCUCCCUUCCUUCCCCUCUUUUUUUUUUUCUCCCCUGCUUCCCCUUGUGCUUCCUCCUUGCCCUGCCCCCCCCGCCCCCCCCAGCCCCUGGAAUAUAAUUGGGGGAAACUAGUAAUUUGUUUGUUUGGAACGUACAGGUAGGUUAUUGGCACAAUCUGAGGGGAGAGUGCAGAGUGGACUGUUAGACCUUGUAAGUCCCCCUCAACCCAUCUUCUGAUUUCCUUAAGAUAAACCAAGGUUAUUUUUU
This is a messenger RNA of Gavialis gangeticus (Gharial), 4095 nucleotides long. It is a transcript of the gene DDX17, whose product is annotated as DEAD-box helicase 17. The transcript is spliced from 13 exons. NCBI's taxonomy places the organism in Eukaryota, Metazoa, Chordata, Crocodylia, Gavialidae. The record is from RefSeq and is a predicted model, not a curated record. Gene Ontology annotation, biological process: alternative mRNA splicing, via spliceosome. Gene Ontology annotation, cellular component: ribonucleoprotein complex; cytoplasm; nucleus. Gene Ontology annotation, molecular function: RNA helicase activity; RNA binding; ATP binding. Bases 255 to 2231 code for a protein of 658 amino acids.